Haemonchus placei is the source of this 376-nucleotide messenger RNA. NCBI's taxonomy places the organism in Eukaryota, Metazoa, Nematoda, Chromadorea, Rhabditida, Trichostrongylidae. The record is from the annotation of a GenBank genome assembly.
UUACGCCGAAAGCUGGUCUUUGCGCUGACUUCGCAACACCCCAGCUAGAUCACGUUUGGGAAUAACCAGUUUAAAAGCAAUCGAUUGCUAAGUUCUUUUGGAAAUUCUUCCAAGUGUUGUGAUCACAGCGUAAACUAUCCAAUAUUGUAGCCAAUAUCGAGCUCCUUCAAGUUGUUCGUCAUUCAGGACUAAUACGGUGCAUAUAGCAGGACCAAUUAAUACCGAGAAGUCCGUAACCCGUCUAUCAUCGCUGAGGUUGAUUCCGUUAUCGUGCGGCCCAACCGGGCUGAAUGGGACGCGGCGAGAAAUCACUGUAGUAUUUGUGAUGAUUGAGAAAAUUACCACGAAAGAAUGCAUAAUAGCUAGAGGAUCUUGA